Molecule: messenger RNA, 633 nt
Organism: Rotaria sp. Silwood1
Lineage: Eukaryota; Metazoa; Rotifera; Eurotatoria; Philodinida; Philodinidae
Source: the annotation of a GenBank genome assembly
AUGGGAAAACAUCCUGAACAUUCAAUUGAAGACGACGAGGAAGAAGAAGAAUUAGACGAAACAGAAUUUAUUGUCGAAAAAAUUCUUGAUCGAAAAGUUGUCAAUGGUGAAGUUUUUUAUUUUUUGAAGUGGAAAGGUUUCGAUGAAUCUGAAAACACAUGGGAACCCGAAAUGAAUCUUGAUUGUCCAGAAUUAAUUGCUGAUUAUCAUAAACGAUCAAAUACUCAAACUAAAAAAUCUUCAAAUGAAACAAUAAUUGAAAAUAAUACAACAACAACAACAACAAAUAAUAAUAAUAAUCAUAACAAUAAUAAUACUUCAAAUAAACGAAGAUUGGAAGAUAGUACUGAUCAACAACAACAACAAGAAUCUUUAGAUACAACGAAAAAAACUAAACGUGCGAAUGAUUUUGGCUAUGGACGUGGACUUGAAAUUGAAAAAAUUCUUGGAGCAACUGAUGUCUACGGUGAAUUAAUGUUUCUAAUCAAAUGGCAAUCAACCGAAAAACCCGAAUUAGUACCAGCUCGAAUUGCUAAUGUUAAAAGUCCUCAACAUGUCAUUCGUUUUUAUGAAGAUCGUUUAACAUGGGCUAAUACAGAUGAAAAUACAGCAGUUAAUCAAGAAAAACAGUAG